GACUAACUGGGCCCUGCCAUCCUCCUCCCGGUCACUUCGGUCAUAUCGGUCACAUCAUACCACGCUCCAUCUCUCUCGCUCCCCCCUCCCAUCCGCCUCCCACUUUCCCCCCCCCCACCACCUCAGCACCUAUCGCAUUCCAGCCUAACAGGAUGUCCCGAUCCGCUGCCGACGCGACCCGGUUCACGGCCACCGGGCCCUACGCCCACUCCAAGCCCGGUUCCGCGGCUCCCUACAAGCUCCCCAGCUCCAUGGCCCAGUCGGGACCGAGCCCCAGCUCUCAGCCGCAUCUGGGCCCCGGCGGCAAGCCGGAGACGCCCAAGGAGAAGGUUGAGCGGUUGAGAGCCCAGGCCCGCGCGGCCCGGUUAGCUCAGUCGACGUCGCGGGUGGACAACAUGAUCGAGAUCGGUCGUCGGUUUGCGAACAAGGCCCACAAGACCAUGGUUUACACGCUCAUUGCUGCGUCGGGUGUCUGCGGUGCUCUGACGGUGUACUCCGUCAUCUCUCUAACGCUAUACAACCGUCGCCAGCGGGCUCUGUGGGUGGAGAAGGAGCUGCAGAGGCUGCAGGAUGCGAAGACGGCAUACGCCGACGGUACCGCGACCUCCGAGCAAUUGGAGCUGCUGAAGAAUGAGAAGAUCGGUGAGAUCUUCCAGCAGAAGAAGGAGGAGGCCAAGGCACAGCGCCCCUGGAACCAGGUCAAGCAGUACUUGCUCGGGGGAUUGAAGCAGGAUGAGAAGGCUCCCAAUACCAGCUCCAUCCCCGAUAGCGUGUUGGAUGACGCCAACAACAACAAGCCCGGAGUUUUGGAGGCCCUGAACGCAAAGGCUGCGGAGGAUGCCAAGGCUGCGGUUCCCGCUGCCUCGAAGGGACAGCUGGAUACACUUGCAGAGAAUGCCGAAGAUGCCGCGAAGCAGACAACGCGAAGCUGGAAGAGCUGGUUCACCGGACGGUGAAGAAAACCGUCAUGGGGGAAAAAGGGAAGAUAGAGGCGGAGUGAAAGAGGAGGGAAGGGAAAACAAGGAAUCGCAGAGAUGACGCCUAUGCCGGCCAUCCGACUUUCCUGUUGUUUCUGGUUUGCAUGGCAUCGUCCUUUUAUUCCUGUCUUCCACAUCCGGGGUUGCGGCGUCUGUUCGGGUUGUCUUUCUGCUGUAUGCGUAUUUGCCCUUGCGUUCCCGAUCCUGUGUAUUACUGGGUUAGGUUGUGUUCUCUUGUGUACAUAUACAUCUAUUUUCUCUCUCGUGUCUUGGUUACAAGCGCCGUCGACUGUGGCAGAACCGCAAAAUGUAAUCCCAAUCCAUAGACUCUUCAAUCCAUUGUGCAUCCAUACGGGC
Messenger RNA from Aspergillus ibericus CBS 121593, 1334 nucleotides. Its product is annotated as cytochrome c oxidase assembly protein COX14. Bases 153 to 956 code for a protein of 267 amino acids. Lineage: Eukaryota; Fungi; Ascomycota; Eurotiomycetes; Eurotiales; Aspergillaceae. The record is from RefSeq and is a predicted model, not a curated record. The transcript has 2 exons.